Molecule: messenger RNA, 1541 nt
Organism: Gambusia affinis (western mosquitofish)
Lineage: Eukaryota; Metazoa; Chordata; Actinopteri; Cyprinodontiformes; Poeciliidae
Gene: emc7b
Product: ER membrane protein complex subunit 7b
Exons: 5
Coding region: 149-880 (243 amino acids)
Cellular component (GO): EMC complex
Molecular function (GO): carbohydrate binding
Source: RefSeq, a predicted model, not a curated record
AAUUUGCAUAUCGCUUUUCCGGAUGUGACGUCACUUCCCCGCAGAGACAGCUGAUGUUAAAAUAAUCGCUUCUCCCACAACCUGCCAUCAUAUACAUGUCACUGCGAAGUUUAUUUGAGUUCGCUUUAGUUUAACAACAACGGACAGCAUGUCGCAGAGGGGAAGCAUGCCGCUGUUGUGGAUUUUCAUUCAGGCCAGCCUCGUCCUGGUUAGCUGUUUCACCGACAUGGAAACGGGGCCUGGUGCAGGCGUAUCGACGCAACCGAACGGAGAUAAGUUCAAAAUCGAGGGAAGAGCGAUUGUUCCUGGCGUGAAAACGCAAGACUGGGUCUCUACGGCCAGAGUCUUGGUAGAGGGCGAGGAGUAUGUGGGGUUUUUAAGAACUGAUGGGAGUUUUGCAGUGAAUGACAUCCCUUCAGGAUCUUAUGUUGUGGAGGUUGUUACCCCUACAUAUAGAUUUGAACCGGUUCGUGUUGAUAUCACUUCCAAGGGGAAAAUGAGGGCACGUCUUGUGAACUACAUUAAGACUUCAGAGGUGAUUCGUCAGCCUUACCCACUUCAGAUCAGAGCCAGUGGUCCUCACAGUUACUUCAUGAAGAGAGAAACUUGGGGCUGGACAGAUUUCCUCAUGAACCCGAUGGUGAUGAUGAUGGUUUUACCUCUGCUCAUAAUUGUUCUGCUGCCCAAAGUUGUCAACACCAACGACCCAGAGAUGAGGAAGGAAAUGGAGCAGUCCAUGAACAUGCUGAACCCCAACCCUGAGCUUCCAGACGUCUCUGAGCUCAUGACCAAGCUCUUCUCCGGCUCCAAGGGCUCCAGCAAGGCCGGCGGCAGCAGCGGCGGCAGCAAGGGCAGCAGGCCCGCAGCCAAACGGAGGUAGUACCGGACCAACCUGCUGGAACUGACUCACUACGUCAAACCAAGAUUUUUCCAAGUGUCAUUUCUCCCCUCCCCAUUCACCUGGGUCUGUUGUACAGUUUUCUCCAUCUGUAAAUGUUCUGAGCACACCGUGGUUUCCAAUAUACUGUCUGAAACGGAGUUAAGUGUUUUUGGUUUCAAGCUGCACUGUGGAAAAUGUUUGCUAUAGCUAUUAUUCCUACUUCCUGUUUGUCUGUCCUACUUGUGUUGUUUUCCCACUGCUGCUAAAUUCAUCUAAAAAAAAAAAAGAGCCUAUAUACAUAUUCAGAGUUUUUCUUUUCCUGGAAAGUUUUGGUAAUCCGACUGUGAAUGAAAUUGAAAUUUAAGAUGAGUUCUUAUUUAAAAUUAUAGAUAAAUAAAUUAAAAUGCUAUAUAACCUUUUUAUUUGAGAAGAUCUGACUUGUUUGGGAGUAAACACAUGACCUCAUUCUAUGAAUUAUUAUAGUGCACUGUAUGCUUACAUACUGUACAUGAUGUGCCUGAGGUGUAUAAAUUAAAGCGACGGUGGUUGACAGGUUAGAGAGUAAAGGAGCUGUGGCUGGUUUUCCAGAUCUGCAGAGUGUUGCUGGUUUUGCUUUUUAAUAAAGUGGGAAGUAAAGUCAAUAUUAAAAUCAUUAACUCAG